Molecule: messenger RNA, 1772 nt
Organism: Belonocnema kinseyi
Lineage: Eukaryota; Metazoa; Arthropoda; Insecta; Hymenoptera; Cynipidae
Gene: Snap29
Product: synaptosomal-associated protein 29
Exons: 2
Coding region: 150-974 (274 amino acids)
Biological process (GO): exocytosis; synaptic vesicle priming; synaptic vesicle fusion to presynaptic active zone membrane
Cellular component (GO): plasma membrane; SNARE complex
Molecular function (GO): syntaxin binding; SNAP receptor activity
Source: RefSeq, a predicted model, not a curated record
AUAACCUAACCUCACGUGAGUUCAAAGCGUUUUCGAGGUUAUUCACGUCUGUUCACUUCUGCUCGACUCACGUAAAUAAAUUUCGCUUUGUUUCAAGUAAUUUCAACGUUCAUCGAGUGCAGUUGAGUAGACAAUUAAAAAGUGUUGUUAUGGCAGGUCACAAUUACAUAAGUGAUCCGAAAAACCCCUUUUUUUCGCUCGAGGACGACGUGGAUGAUGAAACUUUCAUCAAAAGUGCACCUCGAAGACCUUCAGCCGCCUCUCCAAAUUACAAUCCCUACUCGUCGUCUAACAAUCAUUACACCAAUUUUGACAACGAGCUUGAACAACAUCAUGAAGAUUUAGUCUCUCGAAGAAAAGUGAUUGAAGAAAGAACUCUCCAGUCUUCUGAAAGGUCCAUUUCGCUUUUGAGGGAUUCUGAACAAGUCGGAGCUGCCACGGCUGAGGAAUUGAUAAGACAACGAGAACAGCUGGAGCGAACCGAGAAGCGAUUGGACGACAUCAAUACUACUUUGCGUUUUAGUCAGAAGCAUAUUCAGGGCAUAAAAAGCGUCUUUGGUAGUUUAAAAAACUACCUGAGUGGGAAAUCGAUAGACAUUCCAACGCCCUCGGCUUCUAAAAUUCCUGACGUUUCAACCAGCCUUCCUCUAACGACUUCAAGCAGCCUCACAGAUUCCUUGGAGCAAACUAGGAAUCAUCUUACUGGAGGCGAACAUCCUUCCUUCAGACUUAGAGGCCUCUCUGAAGAAGAGGAAUCCUACAAACCAGUGACAAAUCAUGUGAGCGCUGUUCUAGAAAAAAAUCUGGACGAAAUGAGUGGCUCGCUUGCUAGAUUGAAAGGAUUGGCUAUCGGACUUUCUGAGGAAAUUGACUCACAAAAUGAUCUCCUUGAUAAUAUAACUGAUAAGACGGAAACGGCGGACAUAACUUUGAUGAAACAGAGCAAAGACAUGAGGCAUUUGCUUAAGAAGUAAAUUAAAAAAGGGCAAGGGAGUACUUUUGAUUACAGAAUAGAAUGUUCAGUUACAAAUGACAAAAGGAGGUUGAAAAAACUAGGAAUUUUCUCAAAUACAGUUCGCAGACAGGAAAGAAUGUUGGAUCUGAUCAGCAUCGUAUUUUACGCGAUUAUCAAUAGAGUUUUUACGUUAAGUUGGGAUGUAAGUAGGACGUUGAUUAUAAUUACCAGUACGUGCAAUGAAAUCACUCGGGUGAAGAAAAAAGCCUUUCUAUUUUAUAAAUUAAAAUCUUUUAUAAUGACUUUUUACGAAAAACAAAAAUAUGUUACCAUUUAUAUAUUUUGUUCUAUUUAAUUUCUCUUCGGAAAGAGAAAAUUUGGCUUAUAUUCAAGCUGGAAUUUUUCGGGAGAUAUUUAGAGAAUCUAGUGUUUUUUUCGGAUUCAUAUUUAAUUGAUAUUUGAUUUUGAGAAAAACGGGCAACAGAACGAAGGCACAAAAUUCCAAAGCUAAAGUUAGAAUCGACUAUAAGGACUUUUAGCACUAGUUUACUGUUAAAUUUUGUAAAUUGGUACAUUUCUAUCCAAUACGUAAAUUUAAUCAAAUUGGAGAAAAUCGAUUCUCUAUUUGUAUAUAAUGUCUAGGAGAUUUUGGAUUAAUUACAUUGAUUUUUUUUUCAAGGCCUCCGCAACGAAUUAUGCGACGGUGAUAGAUUAUACAAUUUGUUUAUAGUUAUUUAUAGAAUAUGAAAUUAAGGUGUACAAUUUUUGUUGAAGAAGUUUUGAAUAUAAGUGUGAAUAAAUGUAGUUAGAAAUAUAA